Molecule: messenger RNA, 2183 nt
Organism: Pararge aegeria (speckled wood butterfly)
Lineage: Eukaryota; Metazoa; Arthropoda; Insecta; Lepidoptera; Nymphalidae
Product: lachesin-like
Exons: 9
Coding region: 225-1439 (404 amino acids)
Cellular component (GO): neuron projection
Source: RefSeq, a predicted model, not a curated record
UUUAUUGGAUAGCCAUGCUUUUCCAUACUUCAGUGUUGUGAAAGACAGAACCUUGCAAGAAUCGAAUACAGUGGUAAGUGCUGUGUCAAGUCUGCUAAGCCCAAAGAGCUCCGUGCGUGACCUCAGCUGUUCAUUCCAUUCGGGGUGAAGUUGAUACAAGAAGUGCAUGUAAGCGGUGAUUGCUGUGAUUGACUCGAUGCGCGCCCGGCGCCGUACGCGGGAGCAUGCUCGUGCACCUAUUGGUACUUAGCACCGCGUUCGCGGCAGCCACCAGCGGCAAACACGGUGUGGAGGUACCAGAAUUUGGGGAGCCAAUCACUAAUCUGACAGUACCCAUCGGCCGCGACGCGACCUUCAAGUGUAUAGUCGUGAAUUUAGGUGUUUAUCGAGUGGGCUGGGUGAAGGCGGACACAAAGGCGAUACAGGCGAUUCACGAUCACGUGAUCACGCACAAUCACCGUGUGUCAGUCUCACACGCAGACCACUCUACGUGGUACCUACAUAUAAAGAACGUGCAAGAAGAGGACCGGGGGCAGUAUAUGUGCCAAAUCAACACAGAUCCAAUGAAGAGUCAAAUGGGGUAUCUGGAAGUAGUCAUACCACCGGACUUCAUUCCCGAAGAGACAUCUGGGGACACCAUGGUACCUGAAGGUGGCACUGCCCGAGUGUCGUGCAGAGCUCGUGGUAUCCCCCCACCAAGAGUUAUGUGGAAGCGAGAAGAUGGACAGGAAAUAGUUGUAAGAGAUGGUACUGGCGCAAAGUCUAAAGUGCUAACGUACCAGGGUGAAGUAUUAAAGUUGACGAAGAUAUCGCGUUCCGAGAUGGGGACGUACUUAUGUAUCGCUAGUAAUGGCGUGCCACCCACAGUUAGCAAGAGGAUUCACAUAAGUGUACACUUUCAUCCAGUGAUCCAGGUGCCUAACCAAUUAGUGGGAGCUCCACUGGGCACCGACGUUACACUGGAGUGCUAUGUGGAAUCAUCGCCUAAGUCAAUCAACUACUGGGUUAAAGAUCCUGGUGAGCUAAUAAUACCAUCUGAGCACCACGAGAUGGCUGUGAGACAAAAGUCUAUGUUCGAAGCGGAAAUGUCCAUGACCAUUAAGAACAUCCGGCGAGAAGACCUCGGGAGCUACAUAUGCGUUGCCAAAAACUCGCUCGGAGAUGUGGAGAGCAAAAUUAGAUUAUAUGAAAUACCAGGUACCGACAAACAUAUCUACCAAUACCCAGACGAGAGGACUACCUCUGACGACGAAUACGGUACUGAAGUGUAUGAUGAUUUCGACGAUCAAGAGUCUGAGAAAAGCAACCGUGUACCAGACCGAGCCAACAAAUGGUAUGCGAACGACGGCAAAGUAGUCGUAACUACUAACAAUGCGUCGAUAAUAACGGCAACUAUGAUUAUUUUUGCAGUCCUAAGUUUUUUAGAUAACAUAUCUUAAAUUACGUACUGAUAGGUUUAUUUGUAUGUACUCCGAAGUAUUUUUAGUGGCGUAAUCUUAGCGUUGAUGCGUAUCACACUCUGACGCAAUUAGUCAAAUGAAACGAAAGUGUAUAUAUUUUAUAAGUGCGGAUUUUUUUGUUUCUGCAAUCUGAAUCUUUUUAGUAAAUGCAUUGAAAGUAAUUAAUGUAAAACCAAACCGCAGCGUCCUUUCGCGGCGUUCAAGUAAGCGUUAUCCGUUCCACCACCUCUCCGGCUCAGGGAAAAGGGAUGUGAUCCUAAAGCUGGAUAUCCCAAGUUUAAUCCCCGGCUGGGGCUAUUUGGGAAUUUGUCUGAUGUGGUUUAGUGGGAGCUGCAUGCCGCAAAGCGAUGAAGCGUUCCGGUGCUGCGUUGAAACCGAUUGGGGUACCAUACUCCAAACAGGUUAGCCCACUACUGUCUUAGAUUGCAUCAUCAGUUACCAAUAGGUGAGAUUGCAUUCACAGGCUAACUUGCAGUGGAAUAAAAAAAAGACGUAUCAAAACUCUCUAUCUCAAACGGGCGCGUCUUGUCUUGGUUGGACGCAAAUUUGUGGUUUUUACUUCGUCACAUCACCAUUGUAAGAAAAUGUAAGUUGUCUGAAAAAAAUAACAACCAAGUAAUACUCAAAUUAAUUUGUUUCAAUAAUAUCGAUCUACUAUUUCUUGAGCGUCACUAUUUUAAUAGUUUAUUUUACUUAAAAAUACAAUGAUACUAUCCCAUAGUA